AUGGACUUCUCCGUCAAGCUCAACCAGCAGCUCUUGGAGCUGAUCAUCAACGACAAGUCGGGAAUGGCAGCCGUCGAGAAGGCCAAUGCUUUCUAUGAGAACUGCAAAGCGCUUCGUGCCGAGAACUUCAACGCCGAUCUGCAGAAUUACGUCAAAAAGUUGGGCGAGCUCGACGCCAUCAAGGAGUAUUAUGGGUACAAUAAUAACGCGCUGGAUAAGAAGAAAAUCGAUGGAUUCUACGAGACGCUCCCGGUACCCGACGAAUGGACCCUGAUCACCAUGAUGCAAUUCGAAGAACGGGCAGCCUGGUUCGUCCAACAUAUGGAUUUGAUGGGGGAGCCGGCGCUCGAGCCGGCCAUGCCGUUAAGGGCGUUUAAUGGGGGCAACAAGUUGAUUGCCAUCAGCCUCGGCAUGAUCGCCGCCCCGUUCUACAACCCGAAUUGGCCGCUCGAGUUCCACUACGCGGGCAUCGGACAAAUAAUCGCACACGAGCUGACGCACUCUUUCGAUGAGCAAGUUUUCUCAGAACGCGCGGAAUUCUCAGCCGAGGUC
This is a messenger RNA of Mesorhabditis spiculigera, 552 nucleotides long. Lineage: Eukaryota; Metazoa; Nematoda; Chromadorea; Rhabditida; Rhabditidae. The record is from the annotation of a GenBank genome assembly.